AUGAACAAGACCAUACUCCUAUCUGCACUUCAACUUGAUGAAAAAUUAGUCGAAUGUAUAUAUGUGUUUGGAUCACAUGCGUACGGCACAGCAAGUGAACAGCGACAAAGUGAUUACGAUAUUGUAAUGAUACUAAAAUCAAAUGCAUUGAAUAUUCAUCCAUUUUUGAAAUGGAAGAGUGUAAACUGGUUAACAAGACACAAUUGGAUAAAUCCAGAUUUUCGUCAUUUAUUUUCUGAUACAUCGGAUAGAACAUGUUUUAUUGAUUUGGGCGAUAGAGAGGCACAAGUAUGGAUAUUCAAUGUACCUACUUUUUCUAUGCUUCUUAAAACAAACACAAUGUUUGCCAUUGAAUGUAUUUAUCUACCGGCACAACUCAAAUGGAUUGAAAAUCGAAAGUUUUCUGAUGAAUUUUGUGUCGAUGAUAAAAUGUUAACACAAUCCAUUAUUAAUCAUUCUCGAUCUCAUCUUUUUAUGGCAUGUAAAAAUAUGAUAGAAAACUUAUUUUCAACAGAAAAUAAUGAUAUAAAAACUCGAGAAGUAAUCGAUAAUAUGUCAAAAGAUCCAAUAUGGAAUCAUACACCAUUACCUACACAUCAUUCAUUGGAAUUCGAAGAUGAUCAUGAAAAACAAGAAUGUAAUGAAAAAAAUCAAUAA
Molecule: messenger RNA, 657 nt
Organism: Rotaria sordida
Lineage: Eukaryota; Metazoa; Rotifera; Eurotatoria; Philodinida; Philodinidae
Source: the annotation of a GenBank genome assembly